Messenger RNA from Drosophila santomea, 637 nucleotides. RefSeq lists its product as uncharacterized. The coding region runs from base 8 to 499 and encodes 163 amino acids. Gene Ontology annotation, molecular function: odorant binding. Lineage: Eukaryota; Metazoa; Arthropoda; Insecta; Diptera; Drosophilidae. The transcript has 3 exons. The record is from RefSeq and is a predicted model, not a curated record.
AGCAAUAAUGAUGCAGAGCAACCGGAUGACGACGACGUUGAAGAUGUCCAACCUGCUGCUAGCACUGGCCUGCGCCGCCGUGCUGAUGGGCUCGUCGCUGGCGGAGGAGGAGGAGGUAUCCAUGACCGUGGACGAGGUGGUGGAGCUGAUAGAGCCCUUUGGCGAAGGCUGCACCCCUAAGCCGUUGCGGGAAAACAUCGUCGAGAUGGUGCUGAACAAGGAGGACGCCAAGCACGAGACCAAGUGCUUCCGCCACUGCUUGCUGGAGCAGUUCGAGCUGAUGCCCGAGGGUCAGCUGCAGUACAACGAGGACAAGACCCUCGAGAUGGUCAACAUGAUGUUCCCGGAUCGCGAGGAAGACGGCCGGCGCAUCGUCAGGUCCUGCAACGAGAAGAUGAAGGCGGAGCAGGACAAGUGCGAGGCCGCCCACGGGAUCGGCAUGUGCAUGCUCCGCGAGAUGCGCUCCUCGGGCUUCAAGAUUCCCGAGGUCAAGGAAUGAGGUCAUGGAGCUGCCACUGGCCCACCAUUGCAUGUUCUCCUCUUUUUUUUUUUUGUUAGUGAUUCAGUUUGAUUUAAAUAUGAAAGCUCGAGAACCUGGAGUGGUUUCCUAAACUAAUAAAGCGCCCAACCAAACGAA